AUGUCGAUUAUCUGUUUGUUCCAGACGCUGCUGAUACUGGAAAUAACAAUUGAGGACCGCCAGUUCAUGGCCACCACUAAAGGAACACGAAGGAAGCACGACGCAGAAACUAACACCACCUCAUAUCAAAGUAGGCGGAAAGGCCACCAGCAGCAGACCGGCAGCAAAAGAGCAUUUGCUGGAGAUGUGGAGGAGACGACAGUCGACGAGGGCUCGGUCGCUGGUGCUAGAAAGAACACUAUAGAGCAAACGAUCAAACGAUUUGAGAAUCCGCAAGAUCUAGAGAAGGACUAUAGGAUGGCAACCGUACCGACGAGAACUCCUAAGAGGAUCCUAGCUUGGGACCUUGGAGUGAGAAUUGCAAAGAAAUCUGAUGCGAACGUUGGCAAGUGUUCAUCAAUCAAUGCUAUGAAGCACUUAAAAGCGGCACAUGGACGUUCUUCAACUAAGACGAAAACGACGGAGGGAAACAAGCGACGUAAGGUAGAGGCGGUCAAUGCUGCGAAGGCCUCCGCUCUUUUAUAA
Molecule: messenger RNA, 525 nt
Organism: Plasmopara halstedii
Lineage: Eukaryota; Oomycota; Peronosporomycetes; Peronosporales; Peronosporaceae
Exons: 2
Coding region: 1-525 (174 amino acids)
Source: RefSeq, a predicted model, not a curated record